AAAUUCCGGAACUUUCCCCCCAGCUUUGCUGGCCCCGCCCUGCGCCAGCCUGUGCCUGCAGGGGGCGCUGUUGGCCCUCCACUGCAGCCAAUCACCGUCCUGCUCCCGCUUCUGCCGCGCCCUGAUUGGCUGCCUCGCCCGCCAAGGCCCCGCCCACCCGCAGAGCCCGCUGCUGACGUCACUGCAGGACCCCGCCCGGUCCCGCCUCCUGGAGGCGGCCAUGACGGUCCUGGACCCCCCGGGGCUGCGCCAGCUCUUCCGGGGUCACCUGCGGGGUCACCUGAGGGGCGUGGCCUCGCACCGAGUGGCCAAUCACGGCCUGCAGAGGCUCCUGGACCACGCCCCCGAGGACGUGGUGGAGGAGGUGCUGUCGGAGCUUGGCCCCGCCCUCCAGGAGCCGCUGGCCCGGGGCCACCCCGGGGUGGUCGUGGCGCUGUUGGGGGCGGCCCAGAGACACCCCCGGCUCCAGGGGGCGGCGCUGCGCUGGCUCUUCCAGGUGGGACACGCCCCCUUCGCUAGGCCACGCCCCCUUCCCGCCGAUAAACCACGGCUGCUUCGCGUGAAGCCACGCCCACUUCUGCUUUAACCAACCCCCUCUAAGCCACGCCCCCUUUACAUUA
This is a messenger RNA of Parus major (Great Tit), 620 nucleotides long. RefSeq names its product NOP9 nucleolar protein (gene NOP9). The transcript has 3 exons. Gene Ontology annotation, biological process: endonucleolytic cleavage to generate mature 5'-end of SSU-rRNA from (SSU-rRNA, 5.8S rRNA, LSU-rRNA); ribosomal small subunit export from nucleus; endonucleolytic cleavage in 5'-ETS of tricistronic rRNA transcript (SSU-rRNA, 5.8S rRNA, LSU-rRNA). Gene Ontology annotation, molecular function: RNA binding. Gene Ontology annotation, cellular component: preribosome, small subunit precursor; nucleolus; 90S preribosome. NCBI's taxonomy places the organism in Eukaryota, Metazoa, Chordata, Aves, Passeriformes, Paridae. The record is from RefSeq and is a predicted model, not a curated record. Bases 221 to 586 code for a protein of 121 amino acids.